GGAAACAGCCAAUAUUUCUUUAUCCAUCCAGAGACGGCUCUGGCUCGUGUUCUGGCGUUCCGGCUGCGAGGAGGUUCCGGCAGGCUCUGGCACCCAAUGCAGGCACCGUAGUUUUGCCGGCUUUGUUGCUUUUGCCACAUGUUCCACUGUGCCUUUAACUUUUGGUCGUAGUUUCGGAAGUUUCGUCGUACCAGUGGUACCAGCGCGCUAGCGCCCGUCUACGCCGUGUAGUCGGUGUAAUGUCGUCCGUCGUCUGCACGUGAAGUGUAGGUUCCGGAAUUCCCUUCGGACUCCUGAGCGGUUAUCGUAAUCCUUAGAGGAAAAUACCAUUCAUAGCAUGACCAUGGGCCCAGCGUUGCCGCUACUGGAACGUUCCUGCAUGUUCCUGUUGUCCCGAAGCCGAACUUGCGUCUCGCGACAGCCCCUCCUCCGUUUGAGUACGGGCGCUGCACAGCGCAGCCCGGACAGUCGAGUCAGGGACGGUCUUAGCCCUGAGACGACGCACGAGCCCGGCUUCAAAAAAGAGAGUGUCGCAGAGCUUUUCCGUCGAUCCGCGACGUUCGACAGCGACAGGCCCAAGGAUGUCCACGAUCUGUGGUCGUCGGCCACCUACCCCGUCAACUUCAAACUCCCGGAGGAGAAGGAAAAAGAGGAGUCGAUCAGGAUUGACCCUAAGAAUACGAGCGUCGUCCUGUUCCCCGGACAGGGCUCGCAGUUUGUGGGCAUGGGCAACGACCUGCUUCAGUACCCCAACGUGAAGGAGAUGUAUGAGCGGGCGAGUGAGAUCCUCAAGUAUGACCUUGAGAGGAUGUGCUUGGAGGGACCCCGGCAAGAUUUGAACCAGACGGUGCACUGCCAGGCUGCUGUGGUAGUCACCUCGCUGGCCGCUGUGGAGCGCCUCCGAGCUCUCCAGCCUUGGGCUAUUGAAAACUGCGUGGCUGCAGCAGGAUUCAGCGUUGGAGAAUACGCUGCCCUUGUAUUCAGCCAGGCCCUCUCUUUUGAGGAUGCGGUACGACUGGUGAAGAUCCGUGGAGAAGCCAUGCAGGCUGCGUCGGAGCUUGCGCCCGGAGGGCUGAUGACCGUGUUCUUGGCCACCACGGCCAGGGCGAGUUACAUUUGCAAGCUGGCCAGGGAGUGGUGCUACCGCCAGGGCUACGAGGAUGCUGUGUGCAGCGUAGCCAACUACCUCUUCCCCCACUGCAAGGUCAUCGGGGGCUCUGAACAGGCACUGCAGUUUGUGGAGCUGAACGCCCGUGAUCUGGGCAUCAAGCGGUACAAGCGGCUGUCGGUGAGCGGGGCCUUCCACACACCCCUGAUGCGGCCCGCCCAAAAGCCGCUGGCUCGGGCGCUCCAGGCGGUGCACCUUUCGCCGCCACGUAUCAUGACCCACUCGAACCUGGACGGUGCGGCCUACACCCACCCCGAGGAGAUAAGGCGCAAGCUGGAGGCGCAGCUGGUUAUGCCGGUCAAGUGGGAGCAGCUCAUGCAGCAGGUGUACAACAGGGACGUGGGGGAAGAGUUUCCACGGACCUUUGAGUGUGGGCCGGGCACGUCCCUGCGUGCUGUGCUCAAGAUGGUCAAUGGAAAGGCCUGGAAUGUGUCUGAAAGCAUCGGUGCGUAGCCCCCUGUUGCUGAAAUGGCCUAGCCUGAGGCCGAGUCUCGCUAGAACAACGUUCGACCGACCCUGCUCGUGGUGCACAAAAUCUGGUGCUUUGCUCUUGUUGACUGGCAAUUGGGCAAGUCGGCACGUUCCUCUUGACUGCAGUUUUGAGCCUAUGGUGCAUGUGACACCUCAGUUGUUUAAAUAGAUCGAUCAUCAUUUUCUCAUCAGACACAGAAAAAUGUUGUUGGUUGACUGACUAUUAAACAUGUUCAUUGAAAGCUAGCAAUGUUUGUUCAAUAAGCGAGGCUGUUGUCAUUGAAUAAGUGUGCAAUAAAAUGGAACAAAUGUUGAAUAUAUUCACUCUGAAAACAAUUCCGAUUGCUAAACUGCAGUGGCUGACAGCAUCCCAUCUCUCGCUGCCAAAAUGGAACCAGUGAAAUCACUAAUUGUCUUCUAAUGGCAUUCGGAGUGUAUCGAGGGUCCAUAAAUUGAUUUUUGUACUUUCUGUAAAUACUGCUUAGAAUUAAUACUUGACAUAACCUAUGAAACAGAUAUUAUUUUUUCUCUCCAUCCAGUGGCACUCUCGUAAACAUUUAGCGAAUAACGAGCAGUAUUCACCCCCCCUCAACUUGCAGCCAAAACAUUGGUCACGUGAUCUGGUACCAAUGUUUGUCAAAGUCACAUAUGGGUUGGCAAAGCACAGAGCAUGUGUUGAGUUGAGCUCCAGACAUUAUUAACGUCUGGCUAUUCCUGUCAUUGCGGCGAUUGAACGUAGCCACUAUCUAAAGGUAAGGCAUUGAUUGUCACGAGCCCUCAUCAUAUACUCGUGUCCAUUUUACUUUCGUCGGCAUGUGGUAAUCCCUGCGUCUACAUCGACAUGGUGAUCAGUCUGGCUUAUGGGGCUUUGCGCAGGAGGGACUAAAAACAAAAUCCACAUUUAAUCCUCGAAUUCUUCCCUUGAAUUCACUUGAUGACAAGGAAUAAGCUUUUAUACUUCAUGUCACUAGUUGCGUGCAGCACAGGCAGAGGCAACGCCAGGCGAGGGGAGAAAGGGCAAGCAGUAGGAAGGCUGGGGACUAGGAGAGAAACCUCUCCCCUCUAAAGUUCGUAGUGGCCUCCCUUCGGCCUCCUUCCUAGUGCUUGCCCUUUCUCUCCGCCUGGCGUUGCCUUUGCCUACACUGCACACAACUAGUGACACGGAGUAUAGGUCAGUGUGCACGAAGCAUGGGGUGUGCUUAUCUAGCAAGCGUCAUUGUUUGUGACGUAGCCGGUAGGCUUCAUCAUGCAGGCCCCUCAGCUAGCUAGCUCACUUCGUACGUUAUUUGGCAAUGCGACAAAACUUGUGUUAUGCUUUGUGUUUAAUCAGUAGAGUAAUAUUUGUGGCUGGACCUUUCAGCAUUAUGUUAGAUAGGCAAAUAUUUUUUGCGCUGAAGUGUUUAAACACUUUGAUGCAUAAUGGGGCGCUUAUUUGAAUGAAAUUCAAUGGAGGAAGGAACCAAGCUAAAAAUGGGCAAGUUAAAGGCAAGCUCUCGUGUGCAGGGACGGUGCCAAAGGGAGGCGAGGGGCGGCGGGCGCCUCCCCUAAAAUUUGACCUACCUCCCCAAAAUAAACUCACCUAUACCCCCCCCCCCCCCCUCCCCUCCAAAUGGCACUGAUACUUGCUGGCCUGCUUGUCACUUUCCUAGUUCUCUCGUCCGUGCAUUGUCUUGAAGCACACCCAGCCUAAGGAGGCCCCAUACCGGGUGUUCUCAACUUCUUUGUGUCGCCUGCUUUCUUUCUUCGUACCCUGUGAAGAAUGUAGGAUGUACGGAUAUCGUGACGACCUGUCGAGGUGACGCCUCAAAAUUGUCCAAGGUCGACCAUGGAACAUUUCCCGAAAGCAGCGUCUAUAGGAUUAGGGGCCGAGGUACUUCGCCCAAGGGAUUACUCGGAGAUCUGGAAUGGAAUCUUAUCUGUACCGCUGUGUCGCUUCAAACCUGGCGGACAAAGGAACUCAAGGGCACUGUCUCUGUGCCUUGGCACUUAUUAAAAUAUUAUAGCGCAAAAUGACGAAGGAAAAACGAGGGAGACAGGAAGGAUCUUAUUGUAGUUCCUUUAGGCACUGCCCACGUUCUGACCGAGGAAGUCCACCAAAGUCUUCCAAGUCUACGACUGCGACUCUGGUGUGCGACUGGUCCUUGAAGCAGCUUUGGUGACGAUGACCGUGUGUUUGUGUGUGUGCUCGGUAAAGGGAACGGAUGGAGCCUGGCGGUUGGAGAACUGCCACACUUUCAUCAUUAGUUGCCCUCGACCCUGGGGCAGAGUUUCCAGGAGUAUGAGGUGUGUUGGUCUGUUUGCUCUAGGGGAUGAAAGUAAAUAAAUACUGUUGCCAGUUGGGAA
Molecule: messenger RNA, 3982 nt
Organism: Ixodes scapularis (black-legged tick)
Lineage: Eukaryota; Metazoa; Arthropoda; Arachnida; Ixodida; Ixodidae
Gene: beg
Product: probable malonyl-CoA-acyl carrier protein transacylase, mitochondrial
Exons: 5
Coding region: 338-1621 (427 amino acids)
Molecular function (GO): transferase activity
Source: RefSeq, a predicted model, not a curated record